AUGUACAACCGAAUCGGACUCUUCUUUCCGGCAGCGUGUCAGCAACAACCAUGGGACACACGACAGUCACCUACCACACCGGCUACUACGAUCCAAUCAUCGGUCUCUUCCACCCCAAACCUGGUUGCUGCGACCGGUUUAGCCAAGGACUGUGCCGGAUGCGGGAAGCGUAUAACCGAGCGCUUUCUAUUGAAAGCACUAGAUAUCUUCUGGCACGAAGAUUGCCUCAAGUGUGGCUGCUGUGAUUGCCGCCUGGGAGAGGUCGGCUCUACGUUGUAUACUAAAGCGAAUCUAAUUCUAUGUAAGCGAGACUAUCUUAGACUAUUCGGCACGACUGGAUACUGUGCCGCUUGCAACAAGGUGAUACCGGCCUUCGAGAUGGUAAUGCGCGCCAAAAACAAUGUCUAUCAUCUGGAGUGCUUCGCAUGCCAACAGUGCAAUCAUAGAUUCUGUGUUGGCGAUCGUUUCUAUUUAUGUGAUAAUAAAAUCCUAUGCGAAUAUGACUACGAAGAGCGGUUGGUGUUUGCCAGUAUGGCCUGCAAUCCUUCUAGCUUGGCGCAUAUUCGGAGGCAAGUUAGUAAUUUACAGCCCGCUGGAGAAAAUCACCCCGCGAGUGCCGGACGUUUGCCACCAGCCAGUACUAAUCGAUCUCCAUACGUAGCAGAGAAGGUUGGAUUGUCCCAGCAACAGCAGCAGCAGCACCACCAUCACCAGCAGCAAACCUCUGCACCGGUAGCAACGACAUCAGCGGCCACGACAGCUUCGACAUCAUGCGAAACACAUCCAUCAUGCACCUCAGCUACAUCGUCUCCGCAACAGCAGCAGCAGCAACAUCAGUCCGGAAGUAGCAAUCUACACCUGCAACAUUCCAGUCAGCAACAUCAGCAACACCAUCAUCCAAGCAACCCGGGUCCACAUCGAGAUGAUGGUUCCAGCGGGUACGGCAGUCCCGAUUCGGAAACCUUCGAAAUGCCAAACAACCAAUGA
Messenger RNA from Anopheles marshallii, 987 nucleotides. Its product is annotated as LIM/homeobox protein Lhx6-like. Lineage: Eukaryota; Metazoa; Arthropoda; Insecta; Diptera; Culicidae. Gene Ontology annotation, biological process: positive regulation of transcription by RNA polymerase II. Gene Ontology annotation, cellular component: nucleus. Gene Ontology annotation, molecular function: DNA-binding transcription factor binding; transcription coactivator activity. The record is from RefSeq and is a predicted model, not a curated record.